AUGGCAAAGGGAACAAAUUCAGUGAAAAGCUCUUUGGCGGCACCGCGAAAACCCCAGAGAAGCAGUGCCAUGGAAUUCCAAACUGCGAAACCAAAUGCCAGAAUGCAACUCCAUCUCACCGUUAACCUUCUCAAUCAGAUCAUCGACAUGCACGGAUUCAAGAAAAUCCACAACACUGCAAAGAAAGUUCUGAUCGAUGCAGUGAACUCAAUGGAGCUGAUGGAUCCGAGUCGCUCAACACUAAACGAAGAAAACGUGUCUUCAUGCGCGCAUAUGACUCUGGAGGAGGCGAUCAAAGACCUGGCGGACCUCAAAUGGCAAGAAUGCUGCGUCACUUCCAUCCAAACCCUAAAUUCGGUGAACUACGACCUGGUCGUACACAACACCGACGCUGAAGCUGAGUCAUCGAAACCGAAGCUUAAACAGAAGACGAGGUCCAGGAAGCGGCGCAAGUUUUUGACACUGGGAGCCGCCGGGGGUGACAGCGCUGACACAGCCACAGCAGCCGCAGCCGCAGCUCACGGUUGCGGCUACUUUGGAGGCUCAAAUUUGAUCACUGAGACUGAGAGGACGAGGAUAACUGACUUCAACGACGAUGAUUUUGGUGCUACCGGCGGUGACUGUAGUGAGUACUCUUAGACUUUUCUCCCCAUUGCACCGUAUUAGAGAGAGAGAGAGAGAGAGAGAGAGAGAGAGGGGUAAUCAACUGGACGAAUCGUAUAGAUAGAAACUGCAAUGGUUGUUGUUAGACAGACUAUUAUUGAGAGUGCGUGAGGUGAGCGAGAUUUCAGAGCAGAAUAUGCUUUGUCUGUGCUGGUGUUUUUACAACAGUCCCCCAGGAUUGGCUCGUUUCAUACUGUUUUUUUUUUUUUUUUAAAUAAAUAAAUAAAUAAUAGUAGAGUGCAAGUUAAUAACCCUCGCUUUUUUAAAUUUUAAAUGAUUAUUUUUUUAAAAUUUAUUUAAAUUAUUUUCUUGCACAAAUUUUUUUUAAACAAAGACAGUUAUACGUCACUAUUGUUUUACUCUUUUAAUCAAUUAUGUAAACGUUGAUACAAAAUAGUAAUAAAAAAAGUAGAUACAAAACAUUUCUCUUUCUAAACUAAAUAAUAAUAAUAAUAAUAAAAAAAAAAAAAUUAAGCAUCUCCAGUAAAUUGUGCUGAGCUGGGCCAAUAGAAUGGAUCAGUGCAAGGACUUAUGCCUGCUUGUUUGGCUUGAUAUACAUUAUUUGUAUUGAAAUUCAAAAGGGAUUUUGAUACGAGAGCACAGCAUAAUUGGUUUAGACUUUUAAAGUUUAAUAAAUAAUAAUUGGUCCUAAUUUUCAUUUGAAUGUUAAAUACACUUUUUUGGGACUUAGUUCUAGUUUUAUUUAUUUAAGCAUCUGUAUUAGUGUGUGAAAUAGUUGUGAUUUUUUAUUUUUUAUUUUGUGGUUAGCCUUUUUUUUUUAUUUAUUUAUUUUUAUACUAAAGAAUGUUGUUUGGGUUUGUAAAUAAGCAGUAUAACGUA
Camellia sinensis is the source of this 1503-nucleotide messenger RNA. The record is from RefSeq and is a predicted model, not a curated record. NCBI's taxonomy places the organism in Eukaryota, Viridiplantae, Streptophyta, Magnoliopsida, Ericales, Theaceae.